UCAUUACAUUACCCUCCCGAAAAAUUUCUGGUUUCCCUCCUUCCCCUUUCCCAACAUUCCCUCCCCUCUCUCCGUUGGAAUCUUCGCAUUUAUUCCCCCCAUUGUCCUUUCGCUCGCCAACAUCACUUGCAGCGUCUCUUUCAUCCAAAUCUGCACUAUUCAUUUCCUAGGGUUUUGAUCUUCUCUUCGUUUCCUGAACUGUUGGUUCUUCUUCCUGCAAUUUUGCGUUUUUGGGUCUAUUCCUCCUCCUGCUAGUCCAGAUUUUAAGCUUCCCAGGAUUGUUUUUGUUGAAGUAUGACAAAUAUUGCUCAUCUGCUUCCUGUAUUUAAAGAUUUGGAAAUUGUUCUCACUGUAAUGGGAUGAGUUAUUUGCCCUGUGUUGUUUUCUUCUUGUGGAUUGAGUGAGCUUAUCGAACGGGAUUGGUUUAAGAUUUUACUCGGGCAACAAUGGAAUGCAACAAAGAAGAGGCUAUGAGGGCAAAGGAAUUGGCAGAGGAGAAGAUGAGAGCUGGGGAUUUUAUUGGUGCUCAAAAGUUUGUCAAGAAAGCUCAGCAACUUUUUCCGAAUCUGGAGAAUUUAACGCAUUUGGUGACGAUAUGCGAUGUCCACUGUUCUGCACAGAAUAAGAUCAGUGGACUGGACAACUGGUACGGCAUUCUUCAGCUCAAGCAUUUUGUUGAUGUGGCUACAAUCAAGAAGCAGUAUAGAAAGCUCGCGUUGCUUCUUCAUCCCGACAAGAACAAAUUCUCCGGUGCAGAAGCUGCUUUCAAGUUGGUGGGGGAAGCGAACAGAGUGCUCGCUGAUCAGACAAAACGUUCGCAGUAUGACAUCAAGUAUAGGAUCUUUUCAGAGGUUUCUGCUUUGAAAUCAGGGAACAAGCAGCCAAAUACCAACUCUGCCAAACAGUUUGCUCCUGCAAAUGUAGCUGCAAACUCUGUGGGGAAUCAAAUCCCAAUGAAUCUUGCCUUCUGGACGUGUUGUGAGCACUGUGGGUACAGGUACAAGUAUUUGAGAGAGUACGUGGACAAUGUAAUGCAUUGUUCCAGUUGCCAAAGAUCAUAUGUGGCUGUUGAGACGGGACCUUAUGGUGUAUCACCCAGAUCAGCCCCUAGUCAGGUUUCUGCACAAAGUGAGGUUCCAAGUCAGGGGCCACGUAACAUGCCUCUUCACAACAAUAGUGCUGAGCCUACUGGAGUGCAACCUGGAAAUGCUCCAACCAAGAUGGAUACAAAUGAGAUGAAGAAGGAAAAGCUCAACGAGAAUGAUGGGGGAGAUCAUAAAACUGAUACUGAAGUAAGGAAACCAGAGGCAGAAAAGGUGGAAAAGCUCAAUGAGAAUAGCAGGGUAGAUCAGAAAACUGAUACUGAAAUAAGAAAACCAGUGAUAGAAAAGGAUAGUGCAGAUACUGAUGCCAAAGUUAGUAAAGCUGCAGAUAACAAGGGAGGUACGAUGAGUUGUGCUGAAGUACCAAAAGCUAAUGCAGUGAAGGGGCAAUCUAAGCUUAAAGAGUCAGUGGGCAGUGCAGUAAAGCCUAAACCUGAUUUAACAAACCCUAAUGGCAAUGAGGCAUCAAAGGGAAAAAGUAAGGAGAGAAAUAGGAGAAAUGUUGCAGAGAAAUCCAGUGAAAGUUUUGAGAUUGAUGGAUGCGAUAAUAUCAGAUCUGAAAAUGCUGUGAAUGGAAAAAAUAAGAAGAGCUCCCAAAGGAAAAAGCGGAAGGUGUCUUAUGCAGAGGAUGGAAAGGAUGAUGAUGAUGAUUCUGUAAGCCCUCCAACAAAAUCAUCAAAAUUGCUUAGACAAAUCAAAUCUGAUACUGGUAAGAAAGAAGCAGCUUCGGCUGAUGGGUUAUCUGGAGGUGCUACUUCUGAUGGUUCUCCUGCCAUUGCAGAAACACGUAAAGAAAAGGCAGAGAAGAAGGCAGGUUCUGUAUUUGAAGACAUCUCGUCAACCAAAGACAAGCGAAGCGAAAGUUGUGAAAGUAAUGGUAAGGGGGCAUUUCCCUCAAGUAAGGUUGACGAAAUUGACAAGGUCUCUGAAGCUAGUAAAGAAAAUCCUAAGUCAGAGGAAUACCCAGAUCCUGAAUUUAGUAAUUUUGAUGAGCAAAAGGGGGAAUUUGCUGUCAAUCAAUUGUGGGCUCUCUAUGAUCCUCGAGAUGGCAUGCCACGGUUCUAUGCUCAGAUCAGUGAAGUGUCCACUUCCCCGCUUAAGCUUCAGAUGGCCUGGCUUGAGCCUCUACCAGUUAAACGAAAUUCAAAAAACGAGAUUGAUAUCCCGAUUGCUUGUGGAGUGUUUAAAAGUGGGGAAAUGGAAGAAACGGGAGAUCUCUUGAUGUUUUCUCAUCAGAUGCAUUGUAACAGACAAGGCUCUCGCUCUUUCAUCUACCCGAAAAAGGGAGAAACUUGGGCUCUUUUCAGAGAUUGGGACAUCAGUUGGAUCACUGACCCGGAUAAGCACAAACAACCUUAUAAAUAUGACUUUGUCGAAGUGUUGACUGACUAUAAAGAGAAGGCUGACGCUAAGGGUGUCUGUGGCAUUGGAGUGUACUAUCUUGAAAAGAUGGAAGGGUUUGUUUCCCUUUUUGUUCGGGCUACACAGGGUAAGGUUCUAGCAUGUAACUUUUUGCCAUCGGAGAUGCAUAGAUUUUCUCACAAAGUCCCGUCAUUCAGAAUGACUGGAACAGAAGGAGAAGGUGUUCCUGCCGACUCAUUUGAGCUAGAUCCUAUUGCUCUACCGAAAGAUAUAUUUCAGCUCGAUCCUCGUGAAAUUAAUGCAGAGAUGGAUGGACAGAACCUGGAUGGCAAAGCCGGUGCCAAUUGUCCUACAGCUCCUGAGAUUGAAGCAAGUCCAGAGAGUGUUUGUUCUCCAAUGAAACGUCAGAAAAUUGAAAGAGACGAUGCUUCAGUUGCCGAAGUAUCAAACAGAAUAUCCAAUGAUCGGGAUAAGAUUCCCACUAAUGUUUCGUCACCUGCAGAGAUUGAAGGCUUAUUCAACAGUGGUCAUGAUUCAUCAUCUUCAUGUCAAGUUGAUGAAAUGAAUACAAUAAAGAAGUCUGGGAAGAGUGAUCGGACUGUAGAUGGUUCGAGGCAACAAUCGACUCAUGUUCUAAGUGAAAAGAACAAUCUAACAAAUUCGAAUCAACAAAAGGCAGUGAAGAAAACUGCAAAAGACGGUGGGUUAUCUGCUCAGUCUGAUCGAGUUGGCCUCUCUGGUGGUAAGAUGAAUACCCAGGAAAAAGCUGAGAAGGAUCUCAUGACUGAUUCCUUAAGAAUCAGAAGAUCUCCCCGAACUAUAAACAAAAGAACAGAUGGCAGUCUACAAGCGAACCCGAGGAAACAUGAGAGCAACGAUAAACCAUUCUCCUGGUCUGAGGAAUAUGUUUCCCCGACAAAGUCAAAACGUUCCAAUUCUGGUUGCAGGAAGGGGCAGGAAAAUGCGUUCAACUUCAAGGAGGAAAGAUCAGAGGACAAAUUCCAGGUCGAUCAGAUAUGGGCUCUUUGCAGUGCUGACAAAGGAAUGCCCACAGUGUAUGGUCUGAUCAGGAAAAUCGAGACUGUGCCUAUAUUCAGGCUGUUUAUUACUUCUCUAGAGCCAUAUCAACAACCAAAGAAUCUGACCCGUCCUGUCUGCUGUGGGCUUUUCAAGAAGAAAACUGGAAAACCAAAAGCCUUUCCAUCCAGCAGCUUCUCCCAUCAGGUAAGCGCCAAAAGGACUGGCAGGACCAGUUUCGAGGUUUACCCGAGGAAAGGCGAGAUCUGGGCUAUGUACAAGAACAAUGACAGCGCAUCUUGUACUGACACAAGUGAAUACGACAUUGUUGAAGUUCUUGAGGACAAUGGGCAGAUCAUAAAGGCCAUGCUGUUGACGAGAAACCGCUCUAGAACUCGUUACAUAGCUCAGAGGAAUCAAGGCACGAAGACAGUUGUGAUGGACAUUCCGAAGGGAGAUGUGGCUAGAUUCUCACAUCAGAUUCCGGCGUUCAGACACCAUACCAGAAGAGAUCAGUUAGGUUGCGAGUUGUGGGAGCUCGACCCUGCUGCAAUUCCAGGCCUGACCAUAGUUAUAGACUGAGUAGCAGUAGUUGUUUCUUGUUGCCUAUACAUAUGUACAUAUGCAUAGCGCCAUGGGUAAGAAAUAGAGGAGCUCUUUAGGUGAAGAUGGCAGAAUCUAGAAUCAGCUUGAAACCUUGAGCUUGACACACACAGUGUGUGGCCUGACCUUGUUGAUGGGUUCAGGGCUUUGUUCCUAGAUCCUGUCUUCCUGUCUGUCAGGCGGGAAGUUGCCUUUUAUGCCUUUAUGGAUAUAUUGAAUCUGAACUUGGUCUUUUGCUAACAGAACCUGACAUCUCCAUAUUAGCUUUUGUGAAUUCAUAACGCUUUUCCAUAA
This is a messenger RNA of Tarenaya hassleriana, 4379 nucleotides long. RefSeq lists its product as uncharacterized. Lineage: Eukaryota; Viridiplantae; Streptophyta; Magnoliopsida; Brassicales; Cleomaceae. Bases 447 to 4064 code for a protein of 1205 amino acids. The record is from RefSeq and is a predicted model, not a curated record. The transcript is spliced from 3 exons.